Messenger RNA from Xylaria bambusicola, 1272 nucleotides. Its product is annotated as NADPH dehydrogenase. Gene Ontology annotation, molecular function: FMN binding; NADPH dehydrogenase activity; NADP binding. The record is from RefSeq and is a predicted model, not a curated record. The coding region runs from base 1 to 1272 and encodes 423 amino acids. Lineage: Eukaryota; Fungi; Ascomycota; Sordariomycetes; Xylariales; Xylariaceae. Gene Ontology annotation, cellular component: intracellular anatomical structure. The transcript is spliced from 3 exons.
AUGGCUUCGGUAGAGAACAAGCGUGCGCUAGGCGCCCCAUUCUACACGCCCGAGCAAUCGCCCCCGGCAGGCACCGCGAUCGACCCGGCCACAGCGCCGACGUUGUACCAACCGCUCAAGAUCAGGGAUAUGACGCUGCAGAACCGAUUCGCGGUAUCACCCAUGUGUCAGUACAGUGCUGAUGAUGGUCACCACACCGAUUGGCACUUCUCGCAUCUUUCGCAGUUCAUUAUUCACGGUGCAGCUCUCACCAUCGUUGAGGCUACCGCUGUCCUUGCGAAUGGUAGAAUCACACCUGAAGACUCUGGCUUGUGGAAAGAUAGCCAGAUCGCGCCGUUGAAGCGCAUCGUAGACUUCGCCCACUCGCAAGGCCAGAAAAUUGGUAUCCAGCUAGGUCAUGCCGGUCGUAAGGCGAGCACGUUAGCACCUUGGUUACAAUCGGGUGGAAAGCACGGGAUCGUGGCCUCCAAAGAGCAUGGUGGCUGGAGUGAUAAUGUGUGGGCGCCCAGCGCAAUCCCCAUUGCCGAGGACGACUACGCGAUGCCUAAGGAGAUGACCACCGACGACAUCAAAGAGCUUCUGCAGGCAUUUAAGGAUGCUGCACGGAGGGCCGUCGAGGCGGGGUUCGACACCAUUGAGAUCCACGGAGCCCACGGCUAUCUAAUCACGAAUUUCAUGUCACCCAUCACGAACCACCGGACGGAUAACUAUGGUGGCAGCUUCGAGAACCGCACGCGGCUGCUCUUCGAAACCAUCGCCGCCGUGCGCGAGGUCAUCCCCGCUUCAAUGCCCCUGUUGCUGCGUAUUUCGGCGACGGAGUGGAUGGAGUACGCUGACCAGCCCAGCUGGACACUCGAGGAGAGCAUUAAGCUAGCCAAGCUACUUCCCGCUGCCGGUAUCGACUUGUUGGACGUCAGCUCAGGCGGCAACAACGACGCCCAGAAGAUUAAAAUCCACCCGUAUUAUCAGAUCGAUCUCGCAGCCAAGAUCCGCGAGGAGUUGAAGAAGGAUGGAAUUGACCUACUCCUCGGCGCCGUGGGCAUGAUCAGCAAUGCCGAAAUGGCAUACUCUAUUGUUCAGGAAGGCAAGCACGAAGCCAAUGGAUUUUCCACCGAGGAGGGACAUACCAGCAAAGCCGAUAUUGUGCUCAUGGCCCGGCAGUUCCUUCGCGAACCGGAAUUCCCGCUGCGGGUUGCGCACCAGCUUGGUGUUGAAGUAAAAUGGCCCAUUCAAUACCACCGUGCUGGAUGGAGGAAGAAUCAGAAGAUUUAG